This is a messenger RNA of Fundulus heteroclitus (mummichog), 3704 nucleotides long. Its product is annotated as TOX high mobility group box family member 2. Gene Ontology annotation, cellular component: nucleus. Lineage: Eukaryota; Metazoa; Chordata; Actinopteri; Cyprinodontiformes; Fundulidae. The coding region runs from base 600 to 2009 and encodes 469 amino acids. Gene Ontology annotation, molecular function: chromatin DNA binding. The transcript has 9 exons. The record is from RefSeq and is a predicted model, not a curated record. Gene Ontology annotation, biological process: regulation of transcription by RNA polymerase II.
UCCCUCCGUUCCUCUUUCCCGUUUAUUAUCGGCAGAGGUCGCAUGGCAGAGGGAAGUCCAACCACUUCUGUACUGGAACCAAUGCAAGAAUAUGCAGCUCCAUAACAAAGCCCGUAUGGAGUCCUGAGAGCAGUGGAGGAAGCACGAGAGGCUGUGCGUCUGUUUUAAUUGUGCGCGUGUGUGUGUGUGUUGUUGUUUUUUUUUAUUUACUCGUGAAAGAAAGAGCUCACAAAACAGGAUCUAAGUUGGAGGUUUGCAUUGUUUGGCCAACACGUGCGUACCACCAAUGCGUUUGCACUAUCGCUUCAGAGUGAGUGAGUGACUGAGUCUUUUUCGCAUCCUGGUGCCGGGCUCUGAAGGAGGACUGCGCAUCAGCGGAGCGGAGUUGGUGCCGAAGUACGAAUGCGAAGAGAAGAGUGCACCGAGUAAAACUCCUGCACUUGUUUUUUUUUAUUUUUUUUUUAUUUCAUUUAUUAUUUUUUCUUCUACCGAAUACGAUUACAUCUACUUUCCGCUGCUUUGGCGCUGUGUUUGACAAGACAACAGUGAGUCAAACACGCCGAAAGUGAUUUCAUGCCUUCAGCCUCGCUCAGCCUGAGAUGGACGUGAGAUUUUAUCCUGCGCCCCCGGCAAAUGUGGGUUCAUGCUCUCUGCCGACUGAUCCAAGUUGCCUGAGCUCGUUGGACUAUUAUCAUUCAAACAAGGCCCAGUACAGUGUUAGGCUCCGCACUGCCCCCCCUUCAGGCAUCAACCCAACUAGGAAAAGACUGGCCAUUGCUAUGUUUGAUGCUGACAACAUGUACAUGAAUGACAGCAACCAAGAGUUUCGGUCACCAAAUCAGAGCUACUCCAGUCAGGGUAGAGGCAGCGGCGGCGGUGGAGGAGGCGGAGGAGGAGGAGGAGGAGGGGGCACAGGGGACGAAGACUAUGAGAUUCCCCCCAUCACGCCUCCAAACCACGUUGACCCUUCUCUGCUUCACCUCACGGACCAUGAGUCGGGUUACCCCUUCCACUCCCUGCCCCACAACGGCUUGCUCAACACCUACUCCUAUCCCGAGCUGCCCGCUCUCAUGAUGUCCAACAUGCUGGGUCAGGACUCCCACCUCCUCUCUGGACCUAUGCACUCUAUAAGCAACGAGAAGCGGGCCGCAGCAGAAAUGAUGAAGCCCAAGCCCAAACCUCAGAAGAAGAAAAAGAAGAAGGACCCCAAUGAGCCACAGAAGCCUGUGUCGGCAUACGCGCUCUUCUUCAGAGACACCCAAGCUGCCAUCAAAGGCCAAAACCCCAAUGCCACUUUUGGAGAUGUCUCCAAGAUCGUGGCCUCCAUGUGGGACAGCCUUGGGGAGGAACAGAAGCAGGGCUACAAGAGGAAAACCGAGGCAGCUAAGAAAGAGUACCUGAAAGCGUUGGCCGCGUACCGAGCCAGUCUGGUUUCCAAGACAUACAAUGAUCCUGAACCAAAAAGUGCCCAGCAGACCAGCCAACCCUCUCACCUGCUGCCCCCCAAACAGCCCCUGUACAGCGUGCCCCCCCAGUCUUCUUCACCCUACCUGGGCCCCCCGGGCUCCUUCCCGCUCUCCGAGCUCCAGAGCUACGGCGGGCCGCCGCGCCACGCCCUGGGCCCCGCCCUCAGCCAGUCCCAGAUGCUCCCACCCAGCAUGAGUGCCUCUCCCCCAGCACCCUUCCAGAUCAGCCCGCCUCUGCACCCGCACGCUCAGCUCUCCUUGCAUCUCAAUCAGCCAAUCCGCAUGCAGCAGUCGCAGCAAAUCAUCUCACACCAAAUGGGGCUCCAGGCACCUCUGCAUUCCCCUCCACUCAGCCAACAGGGAUUCUCCCAUCUUCAGGCUGAUUACCAGAACAGCGUUGGGGGCUCGCAGUCUCCAGGGGCACCAAAUCCAGUGCACGGGCAGAACCCCGACUGGGACGGCGAGUACUGCAACAGGGACUGUGGACCCAACCACUGCGGAAGCGGCAUGGGAGCCCGGGACAAGCCUCUCUACCUCACUUGAAGUUAUAUGACCUCCACAUGUCAGACUCCAGAGAGCUUUCUAACAUAACAACCGCAUCAUUGAUGUAUCUGCUUUUUCACCAUUUUCUUCUUGUUUUUUUUUUUUUGUUUGUUUUUUUCUUCUGAUGGAUUUUGAAAAUCCCAAAGACUGCUACAGUACCACCUUUUUGCCAAGCACUUAAAUCGGCCAGAAGCUCGAGGCACUUCCUUUGCUUUCUUUUUUUUCCCCCCUUUUUUUUUUCCCCCUCCUGGUCUGUGAACAUUGUUUUUGAGGUGGUUGUGAGCUUUAAGCUCACGCCGGCAUACUGGAAAUGAGGGCCAAAAAAUGUCCUUUCAUAUUGUUUGGAUUUUUUCUUUUUUUUCUUUUUUGAAAGAUUGCUGUCCUUUUCACUCAGUUGCUCUGUGUUUGCCAUGAACUAUCCUUAUUAGGAAGAUGAAAUGCUUAAAGCGUACUCAAAGGUAGAAAAUCUAAUGCAGGAAACUAGAAUAUAGUCGCUUCGUCGGGGGCGGAUGUACUUCAGGACUUUCUGAAACAGCCCCGACUGAAGGAAAAGCAACAUUUUGAGGAAGGUGUCGUCAAGAAUACACAAGGCGUUUGUAAAUCAUUGUUCCUCUUACUAAAGGACUUCCUUAUUUCCUUUAUCACAGAGUGAUUGUAAAUAUCACCAGAAUGGAUCCCUCUCGUGUGUGUAUUGAGCUGAAGUCCCUCAGCUUUUUUUUUUUUUUUUUUGCUUCUUUUUUUUUAACCCUCUUUUGUUUGGUUACGUGAUUUUUCUGUGCAGGCGGAUUCAGUGAGGGGCCGCACACGUUAAAAGCUCAAGAUGAAGCUGUGUUCAUCUGAAAAAAUGAGAGCAGGAAAUUCGAAGGCUGAAAACUGUUCGGAGUCCUCCUUGGCCGGGCAGAGCUCCCGCAGAGGACGGUGCUCUCCUUGCACAGCCUCAGGACAUUACGGGAGUCCAUGAUUAAACCUUUUAGCCCCUCUUAAUCCUGAUAAUAAGGACCGCCCCCCUUUGCCUAUAGCCCCGCCUUCCAUCCUUUUAGUCUCACAUCACUUGUACAGGUGAAUAAAAAAAUAUGUUGCUAAAUGUGAAAUGUUACUAAAGGAAAAAAAAAAAAAAACAUAACAGUGGGUUUUCAAGUUUUUGACUAGUUUUCAUAGGUGUUUUAGAAUUGUGUUAAACUUUUCCAUCUUUAUCUUUUCUUUCUUUUUUUUUUUGUGUGUGUGGAAAAAGUUUUAAAGGUAUCUCAUUUUAAUUUUCACUGUUGCAGGAUUUGCGUUUUUAGGUCAUCGGGGGUAGAUAUUUUAAUUUUGUGUACAAAACCUGCCAAACUUACUUCUUUAAUUUGUAAAGCCGGUGACGAAAGAUGCCCCGUUUUGUUCUGUCAGAUAUCAUGUUUUACAAUUUGGUCAAUUUUAUUUAAUUAUUUGCAGGUUUUACAUCUAUUUAUGAAUGAUAUGAAGUAACAUUUUGGCUUAUUUGCAUCAGGGUGCAUUAUUAUUAUUAUUAUUAUUAAUAAUAAUCUUAUUAUUAUUAUUAUUGAACCAAUAACUUCAUUUUUAGAAUAAUAAAUAUUUUCAGAAUUUGUCGUUGGUGCAUUUCUCACACACAUGUACCAACAUUAGCUUAAUUUUUGUGUCACAAAUACUUUUUUUUUUGUUUUCUUUUGUCUGUAAUAAAAUGUUUAAAGUGGGAAA